This is a messenger RNA of Ustilaginoidea virens, 288 nucleotides long. RefSeq lists its product as uncharacterized. Lineage: Eukaryota; Fungi; Ascomycota; Sordariomycetes; Hypocreales; Clavicipitaceae. The record is from RefSeq and is a predicted model, not a curated record. The coding region runs from base 1 to 288 and encodes 95 amino acids. The transcript has 2 exons.
AUGAUGAAUGCCGCACAAACGGGUGUCGAUAACCUAGAUCUCGAAAAGCUCAAUGAUAAAGACAAGGCCGAGUUGCGCCAAUUCCUCGCCAACGAGCAGCAGCGGUCACAAAUUCAAUCACAGACCCACAACCUUACCAAGACGUGCUGGCAAAAGUGCGUUACCGGUACUAUCAAGAACUCGAAGCUCGAUGGCACAGAAGAAAAUUGCCUCCGAAAUUGUGUCGAUCGAUUCCUUGACAUGAACUUUCUUACGAUGAAGCACUUGAACAAUAUGCGGUCUUCUUGA